AUGAAAAGGACUAUCAAACGCAUUUUAUCCGAUUUUCAAGCGUUAACUAUUGCUGCAGAAGAUGUUAGCUCAGUUUAUCGAAAUUUACGACCGCUUUGGGCUUCAUAUCCUGUGUCAAAUCUUGUUGAUCCUGCUGUUCGAAUUUUUGUCAAAAUACCUUGCGCAAGGAAUGCGUUUCUUCAUUAUGUUGGCAUGUUGACUCAUGAAGCUACGCAUCUCUAUUUUUCAAAAAAAGAGAAUCCACAUUUUUCCACUGAAUUUAUAAACGUGGAACGUGCUGUGAGACAAUUGACGAAUGAGAUUCAGCAAUUGCUGGAUGUUAAUGGUUCGAAGAAUCUUGCUUCUGAUAUCUUGAUCUGGUCAUGUUUGUUGUUUAUUGAUAUCUGCAAGUGCAAUUAUGAAAGGCCAAUCGCCAAAAAAACUGGAAUAUCAUCAAUAGCACUACUUGAACUUUUUCAGUCGUGCCCUUCAGUUAAUUACGUUAUAAAUCUAACAGAUAAGGCUAUUUCUUUACUUCUGAAUGCCUCAUCAGAUGAAUGCCUUAAUAUCUUGAUGGAUGCUUCAAGGCAUGGCUUUUGUUUCGACUGGAUAUGGCUUCAUAUUGCAGUCACAUUUCCUGAAGCGAUGGUACCAUGUUUAUUGGAAUUGGGGCACAAUGAAUUUAAAGAAUUUGCUUUGAGUAUUCCCUCAACACAAGCUCAACAACUGGAUAAACAAGAAAUACAUAAGCAGAAAUUUAUUUCCUUAUGUGAAAUUAUUACUUAUCUGGCUUCUAAGCGUCGAGGAGAUUUAAGGAAAGCUGUCCGAGAAAUGCUAAUUAAUAGCAUUGAAAAAAUGGAUGAUCUUGAGAAUAUGAAACCAUUAUCAGAUGAUUCUGAUUUGACGACUUGUUUUCUAUUCAAAUUAUCUACUAAUUCACCUGAAAUCUUACAAUUUUUGGUUCAUUCUAUUAAUGAUCUUGUCAAUUACCACGUUAUUUUAUAUACCGCUAUGCAAUUAGCUGGGCUUAAUCAACAGUGUAUUUUGCCAGUAUUGCCAAAUGUUGAAUUUACUUAUGUAGCUUUUUUCCGUCAUAUGAUUUUUUAUCUUAAAGCUGAUAUUCUUGCUAUCGUGUUCCAAAUGAUCUCUCUGUUUGUGUUCGAUCUUCAUAUCUUGGAAGAUUUUUCCCGUAUUAACCAAACUCUUGCUGAAGAUAUCAGAGUUGGCGCGACAAUUGUCACGUCAGAUAUUAUUGGUAUAAUUCUAUCAAAAGUGUACGACAAGUUAACUUUCAAUGUUGCGGAUUUUGUUCCUUUUAAUGAACUGACAUGCGAUGCAUCAAAAUUAAAGCAUUUGAUUCAACAAACACUUGACGCGGAUGGUGAAAGAUCAACCCUAUAUUUGUCAUAUUUAAAUGCAUUUUGUAUGGCUAGUGAACCAGCAACUACAUCGGAAAUUAUCGCUAGAUUUAUAGUUGAAGCACGAAAUGAACAAGAGUUGCUUAAGCUAAGCGCUCUUCUCUUAUCAAUUCUACCAUUUUCCCCAAAUGUCGGCGAAGAAGCAAUGAAAAAAUUUUUUACAAAUCGUGCUAAGAUUGAAGAGGAAAAACGUAAUGAAAAAAUGAUGCAGAAUCGAUGUAAUUUAGAUAAUGAAGCAAAUAUUUUAUUGGACGAAAUUGUAAAUGUAAGAUGGCUUGAAAAUUUAAGAAUUUUGAAUGAAUGGCAAAAAGCAUUGGAUGGCAAAAAUCCGUUAAAAUACGUUAGAUUCGAAAUGACCAAGUUCUAUGGUGAAAUAACGACGAAUGUAUUCAGCUGGGUUCUUGAUACUUUAUCUUUUCUGGAUGAUAUUCAGGAUAAGGCGGGUGAUAAGUAUGAUCAACUUAUGGAAUCAGUUGUACAAGGAUCAAUUUCACUUUGUUCGUCGAUUACCGUCCCUUCCAUACUCUCUUCAAGAUUUUCCUACAAAAUUUGUGCACAAUUCGCAACGCUGCUUAUCACACUUCUCAAAAACGUUUGUGAUGAUAAUACGCCAUCUAGCUAUUCUCUCUUUCUGAAUAUGCGUGCAUGGGGAAAUGAUUUUUUAUGCUGUCAAGUUGUAUAUCUGCGUCAGCAGUUUAUGUCACAUUUUCUUGAUGAAGCAUUAAUGUAUGCAGACAAGCUUUUUGAUUGUUCAUCUAUCGAUGUUUGGGAAAUGGAACAAACUUUCGCUGGUGGUUGUCGUAAAAAAAAUUCAUGGAAAGAUGAUGGUAACGAUCAAAUUUCGCUUUUUGAACAAAUAAGAACUAUGUCACUCGCGCCUUUAAAAGCAGUUCAGAUGGCACAUUCUGGAGUAAUUGGUGCUGGAUUGAGAAGGAAAGAAGAAAUAGAUAAAAAAAGUGGUUUUCACAUGCGUAGAUUAAUAUUUUUCGAUUCUAUUCAAAGACUUGCAUGUACGACAACAUCUGAUAAUGAUUUGGUUCCACUCCAUCAAAUUUACAAACAUUUAGCAAUAAAAAUAACUGAUCGAGUUUGCAAAGAUGGGCUUACAGGCGCUUUUAUCUGGAAUGAAUGGGAACAAGAAAAAGAGAAUAUUGCUAGAUAUAUCGCAGCAGCUCGACGUCUUUCUGAGAGUUAUUUUUUGUGGGAUUUGAUGUUCGCUGUUGCUGAAGUGUAUCCUUGCCUUUGGUACUGUAGCCCACUUUUGAAGUCUAUAUUCGCAACUAUCUUAAUCCAGUUCGAAAAUAAUUCUGAUCGAAAAUCAUUGCCAUCGAAAGAAAUUGUGGAUUUGUUGGAUCGGUGGUUUUUGCUCACGAAAAGAGGUCAGAUGCUUCCCAGGCAAUUAGCACUUUUUGUCGAUGUUAUUCAGAAUGUAAGCAUACAUGAAGGACAUAAUGUUUUAUUGGAUAUUUGGCAUUAUUUUCAAAAUUUUUUCGAGAAGGAGACUCAUCCUAUAAAUACGCUGAAUACAAUUUUCGAGAAGGCUGUAAAUGGAGUGAAUGAGCUAAUUCAAGGUGAUCUCAGCAAUUCUCGAGAAACCUGUAGACUAGUGAUUCAACGAAAUAUAGUCAAAUUAGGCUGCCUGUUCCCCUUGAUAUUUGCUGAUGAACUUGUGGAUGUAAAGGAAAUAUAG
Molecule: messenger RNA, 3087 nt
Organism: Dracunculus medinensis (Guinea worm)
Lineage: Eukaryota; Metazoa; Nematoda; Chromadorea; Rhabditida; Dracunculidae
Source: the annotation of a GenBank genome assembly